This is a messenger RNA of Penicillium waksmanii, 1356 nucleotides long. RefSeq names its product 25S rRNA (uracil2843-N3)-methyltransferase. The record is from RefSeq and is a predicted model, not a curated record. Lineage: Eukaryota; Fungi; Ascomycota; Eurotiomycetes; Eurotiales; Aspergillaceae. Bases 1 to 1356 code for a protein of 451 amino acids. The transcript has a single exon.
AUGCCACCAGGACAAUCCGACCGCCGAAAAGGCUCAAAAGCAAAAUCUCAAUCCCAAUCACAAUCACAACGAACCCGCCAACCGUCAAAACAUCCUGCCCGUAAACCGAGCAAUGACAGACGAAACCUCCAAUCAACCAAGUCCUCACUCAACUUCAACGCCACAAUCCCAAUCCCCUUACAACAACUCGUCCUAGACGUCUUCAAAACCGCCCUCCUCCCAUCCAACCCCGCUCCCGCUCCCGCAAGCGCAUCGCAAGAUAACCCCGAAGAAGACCGCAACGACCCCACAAUCGAAGAACCACUGGACAUAAAAACACUCGUCCAGACGAUAAAGACACACCUCUACCAGCGUGACUUUGAUUCCGCGUUCACGGAUGCGGGCGAGGACUUGUUGCGCGCUUAUGCGUUGCGGUGGAGCGCGGCGCGCGCGUUGGGGUAUGCGGGUCUUUUUAGAGCUGUGUUGAGGUGGAUGGGGGAUGGGAAUGGGAAUGUGGGAAAGAAACAUGAUUUAAUAUCUGGGAAUGAUCGGACGAGAGUCGUUUGUGUUGGUGGUGGAGCUGGGGCGGAGAUUGUUGCGCUUGCUGCUGCUUGGAGAAGUCUUGGCCAGAAGGGGGUGGACUCGGAGUUGGAAGGGGAUCAGGGAUUGAAGCUGGGGUCGCUUUCUUUGGAUGACUCGGAGAAUGGGGAGAAGAAUGAGGUUGAUGCUAAGGCUGCCUCUUCUUCUUCUCUAUCGACGACGGGACUUUCGGUUGCGGCGGUUGAUAUUGCGGAUUGGUCGAGUGUUGUUCAGCGAUUGGAGAGGACUAUUAAGUCCGAUGCUGUGUACAAACUGCGAAGUUCCGAGUAUCAGCCGCCUCUUGUUCCGUCUGAAGGAGAAGGGGAUAAUGGUGGAGGGCUUUCCGUCUCCUUUCGAAAAGAUGAUGUUCUGAGUGUUUCGGAGGAUGAGUUGAAAGAUGUGCUUUUGGAUACGGGCUCAUCUUCUCUUCUCGUAACGCUUAUGUUUACGCUGAAUGAGCUGUUCUCUACUUCCAUGGCCAAGACGACGGGGUUUUUACUUCGCAUGACGGAAAUUCUUCCUUCGAAUGCGGUACUGUUGGUGGUUGAUAGUCCGGGUAGUUACUCGACUCUGAAGAUGGGUAAGGAUGAAAAUGGGGCUCCGGUGGAGAGGAAUUACCCCAUGAAGUUCCUUCUGGAUCAUACGCUGCUCUCAGUGGCAGAGGGGAAGUGGGAGAGGGUUUAUACGGAAGAUUCGCGGUGGUGGAGACGUGAUGCUGAGCGAUUGCGGUAUAAGGUUGGGGAGGGUGCGGGUUUGGAAGAUAUGCGAUUCCAGUUACAUCUAUACCGCCGGCUCUAA